AUGGACAGCAUCAUAGCGGCAGAGGCUCCUGACAUUGAGGAAAGAAAACCAGGCAAACCUGUAGAUGUCCCACGUACCUUACAAACAAGGAUACUGUUCACAUCUUCUCCAAUCUGCAUCUUCGGGCUGUUAGCGAAUUUACUCAUUAUAUGGCUUUUCUGCUGUCAAAUCAAAAAGACUCAAUUAACGAUAUAUUUUUUUAAUAUGGCCAUUGCGAAUCUUAUCAUAAUCUUCUUAAAUGUUACUAUUAUUGUUACAUAUUUUACAUCCCUAACUCCCAGCUUAAAGGUUAGACGGUUAUUGCAAAUUUUGCAUGUAUGUGCAUUUGAUACCAGCUUUUUUUUUAUUGCCGUUAUUGCUGUGGAAAGAUUCGACGUCAGCGUCAACACACUUCUUAACAACUGCAGAGUUGCCAAUACAAUUGAAAUAAUCAUUGAGUUGCUCAUUUUCCUUCCCGGCAUGAUCAUAUGCACUUUUGGCCUUUGGAUCAGAAUGCAAACUCCUGUAGCAAGACUUGAUGUUACCAUUGUGGGUUUGGUUCUUCUAUUUCUUAUAAUUAAUGCACCAGUUAGAAUUAGUCAAGUCUCUGCCUCUUGGGAUUUUAGUAUAGAUAGGUAUGUGCUAGGCAAGAUUUCUCUCUUACUGGACUCUGUCAACAGUGCUGGCAACCCUCUCGUGUACAUUAUUGUUGGAUGUCGAAAGAACCAGAAGGCUAUUCAGUUUCUUGAGACCGCUCUGAAGGAUGAAGGAAAUGCAACAGAGAAAACACAAUCCAGCGAAUCAUAUGACUGA
This is a messenger RNA of Anolis sagrei ordinatus, 792 nucleotides long. The record is from RefSeq and is a predicted model, not a curated record. NCBI's taxonomy places the organism in Eukaryota, Metazoa, Chordata, Lepidosauria, Squamata, Anolidae.